This is a messenger RNA of Eptesicus fuscus (big brown bat), 1400 nucleotides long. RefSeq names its product immunoglobulin binding protein 1 (gene IGBP1). Gene Ontology annotation, molecular function: protein phosphatase 2A binding. Gene Ontology annotation, biological process: regulation of signal transduction; regulation of dephosphorylation. The record is from RefSeq and is a predicted model, not a curated record. Gene Ontology annotation, cellular component: cytosol. Lineage: Eukaryota; Metazoa; Chordata; Mammalia; Chiroptera; Vespertilionidae. The transcript is spliced from 6 exons. The coding region runs from base 49 to 1068 and encodes 339 amino acids.
GUGUUUUACCCCGGAAGUGAGGUCUUCCGGGUUCCUCCCUCCCUCAAGAUGGCCGCGGCCGAAGAGAACGAGUUACCGCCGCCACGGCUACCCGAGCUGUUUGAUAUCAGCAGACGGCUUCUGGACGAAGUGGAAGGAGCGACUGAGCCCACCGGCUCCCGGGCAGUCCAAGAGAAGGUGUUGAAAGGACUCCAGCUCCUUAAGCAGGCCGCCGAGAUGUUAGCGCAGCUCGACUUGUUCAGCCAAAAUGAAGAUUUGGAAGAGAUUGCUUCCACCGACCUGAAGUACCUGAUGGUGCCAGCAUUUCAAGGAGCCCUCGCCAUGAAACAAGGCAACCCCAGCAAGCGCUUAGAUCAUUUGCAGUGGGCUCGAGAACACUUUUUAAACUACUUAACUCAGUGCCAGCACUAUCAUGUGGCAGAGUUUGAGUUGCCCAAAACCAAGAACAACUCAGCUGAAAAUAACACAGCUAGUUCCUCCAUGGCCCAUCCUAGCCUCGUUGCUAUGGCAUCUCAAAGACAGGCAAAAAUAGAGAGAUACAAGCAGAAGAAGGAGAUGGAGCAUAGGUUGUCUGAAAUGAAAUCUGCUGUGGAAAGUGGUGAAGCAGAUGAUGAGCAUGUUCGUGAGUAUUACCUCCUUCACCUUCGAAGGUGGAUUGGUAUCUGCUUAGAAGAGAUUGAGAGCAUUGACCAGGAGAUGAAUAUCCUGAGAGGAAAAGACUCUUCAAAAGAGGCAUCAACUUCUCACUCAUCUCGUCCGUCCAGGCCUCCAAUGAAACCCUUUAUUCUCACUCGGGAUGCAGCCCAAGCCAAAGUAUUUGGAGCUGGUUAUCCAAGUCUGGCAACCAUGACAGUGAAUGACUGGUAUGAUCAGCAUCGGAAGUUGGGAGCUUUACCAGAUCAGGGAAUAGCCAGAACAACAUCAGAGGCCAAAAGAGCAGCUCAACAAGAAGAUCAAGAACAAAGGGAGGAAGAGGAUGAUGAGCAAACACUCCACCGAGCUCGGGAGUGGGAUGACUGGAAGGAUACCCAUCCUAGGGGCUAUGGCAACCGAAAGAACAUGGGUUAGUCUUUCUACAACAAGAUGGGACUACAGGGCGCGCACAUCUUCCCCACAAAGGAAAGCUGUGCAGUCUCCCCCUCCCUGGGCUCCUGCUUCAGCUCUACCAGGAAGGCAAAGACACCUAAUCUUGCUUUGCGUUCAAUAAAGUGUCAAGCAAUUAAGUGUGUUUUGUUCCCUAGGUGAUGAACCAGUGAUUCUUAUUUUUGCAUUAUCUUAAUCAUGUUGUAUUUCAGAUUCCUAGGUAGGAAGAAAAGGAGUACUGAGAAAUGGCUCUAUAAUCAAUGGCUGAAUGAAUUUUCCUUAAAAAUAAAGUCCUUUCUAUUACAUCUAUUCAGAAA